Molecule: messenger RNA, 5944 nt
Organism: Daktulosphaira vitifoliae (grape phylloxera)
Lineage: Eukaryota; Metazoa; Arthropoda; Insecta; Hemiptera; Phylloxeridae
Gene: Gp210
Product: nuclear pore membrane glycoprotein 210
Exons: 18
Coding region: 187-5835 (1882 amino acids)
Cellular component (GO): nuclear pore
Source: RefSeq, a predicted model, not a curated record
UAGAGUUAUUAAAGUUUAUUUAAUUGGCACCAGGUAAUUGUAACGGCUCCUUCAAAAAUUCAACUUUUCGUUAUUUAGAAGUUAGAAUAGAGAUUUUCAUUAAUUUAGCAGCCACGUAAGUGGCCAAUUAUUUUAUUUUAUUUUUUUCAAUAUGUUAUACAUGGUGUAAAUUUAUUAUUUAUAAACAUGACUAUGUUACUUUAUGAAAUUGCACUCAUUAUUUUGUUUGCAAGUACAUCAUAUAGUUCAAAAUUAAACGUUCCUCGAGUUUUAUUGCCAGUAUUUGACCAUUUCACAGUUAAUUUCAAUAUUGAAGUAACUGACGAUGGCUGUUAUAAAUGGUCAUUAUUUAGAGGAGAUAAUAUUAUUAAACUAACACCACUCGACUUAAAUCCUUCUCUAGGAUGUUCAGGAAAGGCAUCCGUUUCCUCCUUAUCUAAUGAUAAAGUACGAAAAAUAGCUAUAGUUUUUGCUGAAGAUAUUAGUUCUGGUGAAACAAUUCGAUGCGAUGUUAUUGUUGAUACUAUAUCAUCUCUUCAAAUUGUUACCAAAACUAGAGAACUUUUUGUUGGUGAUGCACCAGAACUGUUUGAAGUAUCUGCUUUUGACGACCAAGGUAAUCGUUUCACAACAUUGGAUGGUGUUGAAUUUCAAUGGUCAAUAAAAGUUCUAAAAGAUCCUACUAAUACAGUUUUAAAAUUUAUAUCAUUUAAAGAUUCGCCUUAUAGCACCCCAUCAGAUCUUUAUGAAUUAGAUGAAAGAAAUAAACAAGGACAUAUGGUGCUUGUUGAAGGAGUUAAAACAGGAUCAGCAAUAGUGACUGUCAAGUUAGCAUCAGAUGAAAAUCCAAAAGCACAAGUAGAGUUGUCAGUUAUUGCUAAUCUAAGAUUAGAUCCAGCUCAUGUUAAUGUAUUACUUGGUGAUCUUCUUCAAGUUGAUAUAUAUCAAAUACAAAAUGAAAAAUUAGUAAAAAUAAAUUUACCUUCAAAUCAGUAUUCUAUUGAAGCUGAUACAUCAACAGAGAUUGAAGUACUUAGUGCAAAAAAUAAUGCUGGGCUUUUUAAAGCUUUAAAAACAGGUCAGAUCAGAUUAAAUUUAAAAGAUCAUCAUGUUGCAACUAAAAAUGACACUAUUCCUAAGUCAAUUAGUAGUUUUGUUAAUGUAUGCAAAGUUGAGUAUUUGUCAAUUGUCAUCAAACCUAACAAGUGCAAUUUAAUGAUAAUUGAUAAUAUAUAUGAGUUAGAAGUACAUUUAUAUAAUAGCAAAAACCAAUCAAUUCAAAUUGGGCCAAAUGUUAUAGUGUCUAUAGCAUUACCUGAUGAUUAUUUUGAAGUAAUAAAUACUGUACAAAAUGGUUCUUAUGUCGUGGUUCGACCUAUCAAACUAGGAAUACCAAUAAUUGAAGCAUCAAUUACUGAACCAUAUAAUGUACUAGAAUCAAAUACUAAAGUUCCUGUACCAAUUUAUUCCAGAAUAAAAAUAAAACCAAAAGAAGUUAUUUUUCCUUGGCAUUUAAAUCUUAAUAGCGGAUUACAGUAUGUAUUAGAAGCUACUGGUGGUGACAAGAGAUAUAGUUGGAGCACUAAUGAUGCUCUCGUAUGUACAGUUACAUCCCUUGGAGUAGUUACACCUCAAGGUUUAGGUGAAACUUAUAUCACUGCUACUAUGACCAAAGAUACUUUAAACCGUGAUAAUACUAGAAUUUAUGUGGUAAUACCUGAUGUUUUAAAAAUAAUUGCUCAACCUGUAGAGCAAGAAGCUGGCAAACCUAUAGUUCUUUAUGUGCAACUCUUUGCUAAAAAACCAGGUGUUGAUGAAGAAACUAGUAUUAAUGUUUGUAAUCACAAUCAGUUUAAAGUUGAGGUUGAAGAUUUCCAAUUUACAUUUAAACCUUAUAACUCAGCUCCUUUAAUAAACAACUCAUGUGCAGCAUUUUAUAUAAAUUCUGAUGUUGUAUCUUCUACUCGAGUAACUGUAUCUUUUGAAACUGAUAUCACUAUUUUAAAAGCAUCAGUGAUAGUCAGUACAUUUAAAAAGUUAGUUCCAUUGAGGCCUGAAUCCAAACGUACAGUGUUGGCUCCUGGUUGCAGUACUACUUUAAUUUUUUAUGGUGGACCUCAACCUUGGCUAGGUCAUAGUAUAGAGUAUAAAACAGAAUUUGAAAUUGACAGUAAUUUAAUUGAAUAUUCUGAACUUCCUGUUAAUCGAGAUAUUGAUGGACAUAAAACCUAUGCUUUUUUUAUUACUUGUAAUAGUUUGGGAUCGACUAGAGCCAAUCUCACAGUUAAAAGCAUUUCUGAUUUUUCUAAAUCAAGUAUUACUGAAAUUGUUUCUAAAACAUCAGUUGAAGUGAUUUGUGCAUCACCUAAGUUUGUAAAAGUAUUAAUUGCUGAUGCUGAAGAUAGUUGUCCACUGACAAAAUUUGCUAAUAAAAUUGUUGCCUUGAAUUUUGAGAAAUUAUACUUGCAUGUUAAUAUAAUAGAUGAAAAUGGAAAUAUUUUUGAUAAUGCAACUAUGGUAAAUACAAGUUGGACCAUAACAGAUAAUGAUUUAGUAAAAGUUAUUAGUUCUUUAGAACUCAAUGAAAUUGAAGAAUAUGGAUUUUCAUUUCCAAAUUAUCAUUACACAGUUAUUGAACCUUUAAAUAAAGUUGGGUCAACAGAAGCUGUAAUUCAGAUUACAGGUUAUAAAAAACCAUUUAUUAUUCCAAAUGACUCACACUUCAGUUCAUUUUUAGCAUCAAAUACAAAAUUACUAGAAAUUAAUCCGCCAAUUAAGUAUUCAAUGACCAUUUUGUUAGUAAAUAAUGUUAUUGUUAAUCCAGAAAAAGUUUUAGUAAUUUAUCAUCCCAAGAUUACUAGUAAGCUUUUUAUAGAUCAAGGGUCUGGAUAUUUUAAUGUUCAUAUGAAUACUCAAGACAUAGCAAAAAUAUCACAUAGUGGAAGACAGAUUGACAUCACUCCUUUAGCUCCAGGAAAUUUACAAUUAAAUGUUAUUGAUUUGUGUUUAAAAUCUAAAUCAGCUGAAGUUAUGUUUGAAGUCCGAAGUAUUUACCGAAUUGAAUUAUUAACUAAUGCUUUUGUUGAAAUUGGAGAAAGUAUUAAAGCUCUCAUAAAAGUUUAUGACUCUGAUGACAAUCCUCUUGCAUUCCAAUCAGAUGUGCUUAAUAUACAACCAGUAAUUGAAUCAAAUAUCCUUUCAUUAACAAAAAUAAAAGAAGAUAAACAACAGAAAGAUUUUAAUAAUGAGAUAAUAUUUAAUGUGAAAGGUUUAGAAUUAGGAGAAACCAAUUUAUAUUUUAUUGCUGACACUUAUCUUUCUAAGCAAAUACGUACUCAAACAACUUCUAUUAGAGUAUAUUCACCACUUCAAAUUACUCCUAAAAAUUUAACUAUUGCUGUUGGGUCUAGUUAUCAAUUAGUAAUGCAUGGUGGUCCACAAUUGGAAUGUGUAUUUGAAUAUUCUUCUGAAGAUGAUAAAAUUGUGAAAGUUAUUAAUGGUGGUCUUGUAAAAGGUCAAAAUAUAGGGACUGCAAUGGUCACUGGUAUGGCAGUUGGAGUAGAUGUCAUUACUGGUAAAAAAGUUGUAUAUUCUAAAGAUGUUAUUACUAUUAGAGUAAUUAAACUGACAAACAUUAAAAUUGAAGUUCCUCUAUUUAAAAUAAAAUCUGGCGAAAUAAUGCCUGCCUGGGUUAGAGGUAUGCCAGAUGCUUUGAGUCCAAUUAUUAUUGGAACGAUAAAACCAUCAUUCAAAUAUCAUUGGAGCACUUCUUCUGCUGGAAUAAUUCAAAUAUCUGAUGUUUUAGAAAAUACAGGAAUAUUGGUGCGCGAAGAUGAUCGAUUAUCAGUACGUAUUCGUGCUAUUAGAGCUGGUAAUACUAGAAUUAGUGUUACGGUAACAGAUCCAUCAACUAAAGUUAUUUUCACCAAUUUUAUUGACAUAACUGUAUAUGAUGAUUUGCGUUUGAUUUCACAUGUAUUGCCAAUUAAUAGUUUAAUUGUUACUCCAAGUACAGAAUUUAUGUUAAUGACAAAUAAAUACAAAGUAGCUAAACAAUCAUUUUGGGUUAGUGGAACUUCAAAGUUUGAAAAAAAUAAUUUAAUUGAACAAGAUAAAACUUACAAUACACCUUUGAUAACAGUUGACGAAAAUACAGGACUUGUAAAAACUUUCAGUACAUUGGGUCGUAGUAGUAUAUUUAUUAGUACUACAGAAGAUUUCAAUAUUGUUCAGUCAUUAGAUAUACCAAUUGAGGUCAAACGAGUAAAUUAUAUCAUGUUAAAUAUAGAGGCUACUAUUCAUUCCAAAGAACCUUCUCAAAUAUCCAUGGUUCCAAGUGGAAUGAAUAUGAAACUAGUUGUCACCUAUCAUGAUGAUAGAGGAAUCCAAUUUAAAGCAAUGAAUUCUGACAUAAAAUAUUUGACAAAUCAUUUUAAUCAAAUAUCAAUGACACCAGGCGAUCAGAAAAAUGAAAUGGAAAUAUCAUUGUUUGAAUCGGGUGAAGUCAUUUUAAAAAUUUGGGAUAAUGGUGCACAACAUUUUAAAGAAGAUUACAUUAAAUUUAAUGUAGAACAUCUGAUUUAUCCAAAUCAAGCGACUGUUACUGUAGGAGAUGUUAUUUGUUUUCUAAUGCCAGUAAAAUUUAAUGAAGAUGAAAUGGGUAAAUGGCAAUCAGAUAAUAUUAAAUCAUUGGAGAUAGAUAAUUUAUCUGGAAUUAGUGUAGCUUUAGCACCUUCAGAUGUUUUUGUGACAUACUCCAAUAAUAAAUUUACGACAUCUACUGGCAUUACUAUUUUACCUAUUAAAGAUAUAAUAAUUUUACCAUUUGAUAAAAAUGUGCUAUCGAAUAGCGGCCAAAUUGAUAUUCCAUUAGUCUUAAUAAAUGAACUAGAAACUCCUUCAUCAAUUAAAAGUAAAAAAGGAAAUAAAUGGGAAUGGCGUGAUGAUGACUGUUCUAGACGAAUUAAUAUAUUGAAACGUUAUCCAUAUAUUUGCAAUGUACGAUUUGAACCAAUAUCAUCUAGUCAAGCAGAAAUUUUACCAAUUAAUCGAAUAUAUGAUGUAAAACCAAACUUCAAUUUGAAAACAGGUUACUAUAGUUGUAGUCUUACUUCACUACCAAUAAUUGAUCCUGAAAUGAGUUUGAUUAAAGCUAAAAUUGUAAUUCAAGUUUCUUCUGGCCAAAUUAAUACUGAGUUUAAAGAAAUAAAAUUUUUGCCUUCAGUUUUUAUCAAUAAAAAAGAAUUAUUUUUUGGACAAUUUAGUGGAAAUGACAAAUUAACUCUUAUUGGGUUACCCCAAGUGUUAUCACAAAUAAAAGUAUUAUCAAGUAAUGAAUCACUAGUACAUCCUGUAUUGUACAGUGAAAGUGAAAAUGAAAAAAUAUUUACGUUUGAAGUACACAAUUAUUUUUGGAAUGGUACAUUCCCUGAAUUACAUAUACUUAUAUCUUCUCCAUUAACUAAUCAACAAUCAAAGAUACCUGUAGUGACCUCACGUUCUCUUUUUGAAUAUGACUUUUCAAGACAAAGUUCAAGUAAACAUUAUGCCAAUAAUCAGGUUUAUCAAUCUACCAUGUUUCAUUUUUUACCUGGAAAUUUUUCUAGCAGUAUAUUUUUCAAUCCAUAUAUAAUUAGUUUGGCUAUAGUAAUUAUUACAUCUUGCUUUAUUUAUUGCUAUGGACUACCUUCUGGCGGCCGAUGUAUAACUUUUGUCAAAAGCCCCCCAACACCGCCAUCUCCUCCAGUAGGGUUUUACAAUAGAAGUUAUUCAAGUGACCAUAGUAAUAGAUCUUCUUCAUUAAAUCUUAAUAGAUCAUUUACUAGAAGGCAAUAAAACUAAAUAAAAUUGUAAAAUCUAAAUUAAAAAUGUUCACUAAGCAGUUAUUUUAUUUUUAUUGUAAAUAAAUCUUUAAAGCUUGUAUACCUUUCAAGUUGAAAAUGAA